Saimiri boliviensis boliviensis (Bolivian squirrel monkey) is the source of this 1029-nucleotide messenger RNA. RefSeq names its product bolA family member 2B (gene BOLA2B). The record is from RefSeq and is a predicted model, not a curated record. Gene Ontology annotation, cellular component: nucleus; cytosol. Lineage: Eukaryota; Metazoa; Chordata; Mammalia; Primates; Cebidae. Gene Ontology annotation, molecular function: 2 iron, 2 sulfur cluster binding. Gene Ontology annotation, biological process: intracellular iron ion homeostasis; protein maturation.
CUCCUCCAGGAAGCCUUCCUCCAGGCACAGAAGCCCAACCCCUCUCACCAGGGCCCUCGCCCGCUAGUCCUCCAGGCCCCGCCUUUUUUGCGACCCCCGUUGUGCUGCUGAACCCGACGAGCAGGAUUGACAGUGAACCCCACGUAGACGCGGCCCCGGUGCCGGGGGUUCAGGCAGUAGAGCAGGUAGACGCCGAAGAAGCGCCUCGGCCUCGCUGCGACCCCCGCGGGACCCAUCGGGCCUCGGGGUUAGGGAACAGCAGCAGAGGGCUGACUGCCGUGACCUAGUGCCCAGGGGAGGGCUGGAUCGCUAGGGCUGCAGGGUGCUUGCUUCUCAAUAAGCUCUCAGGGACUAUCCCGCGGCUGCCUGAAGGCCGCCGUGGUGCGGGUUCGUACUCCUCUCCGGUCUAGAGGCGGGUGUAGAAGUCCAACCUCGGAAGCCAGGCUGCGGUGCAGGCGGCGAGCACCUGCCAAUCAGCAUCGGCUCCGCCUGAGUCCCACCUUCUGAGGACUCUGAUUGGCUGACGGAUGGCAGGCGCGAAAAGCCCAGACCGUUGGAAAGCGCGAGCGCUUGAGGGCGGAAGUACUGCGUCGACAUACGCCUUAGUAAGGGCGGAAGUGGCUUCCCCAGCGGAAGUGGCUCCUGUAAGGGCGCAAAGCAGCGUGGCCGGGGUCCUAGCUGGGGUUCUAUCCCCUCUGGGCUGCCGCCCCGGCUGGCAUACCGCCAUGGAACUCAGCGCCGAAUACCUUCGGGAGAAGCUGCAGCGGGACCUGGAGGCGGAGCAUGUGGAGGUGGAGGACACGACCCUCAACCGUUGCGCCUGUAGCUUCCGAGUCCUGGUGGUGUCGGCCAAGUUCGAAGGGAAGCCGCUGCUUCAGAGACACCGGCUGGUGAACGCGUGCCUAGCAGAAGAGCUCCCGCACAUCCAUGCCUUCGAACAGAAAACCCUGACCCCGGAGCAGUGGGCCCGUGAGCGGCAGAAAUGAGGGACUAGGACCUGCACAGCCAUUAAAUUAUAAAUCUGGGCCA